ACGUCACCCUCUUAGUCAGGCACCCCGUUCCGUCGUGCUGUCUGCCUGAUUGCCGUAGCGUUGUCGUUUUUUUCCCCAAAGAUGGCCGCAGGUCCCCUCUCUGUGUCUUCAACCGCGUCAACAAACAACGAUGGCAUCCUUAUCGGUGACAAAGUUUACUCCGAGGUAUAUCUUACGAUCGAUAGCUCGCUCAUCCCCGAGGAUAGGCUGUCUCCGACGCCGUCAAUGCUCGACGGCCUCGACAUACACACCGAGACCGACCUUCGAAUCCUGGGAUGUGAGCUGAUCCAGUCAGCCGGCAUUCUUCUCCGUUUGCCGCAGGUGGCGAUGGCGACAGGGCAGGUGCUUUUUCAUCGUUUCUUUUACUCCAAGUCCUUCGUCAAGCAUAGUUUCGAGAUUGUUGCUAUGGCUUGUAUUAACUUGGCGUCCAAGAUCGAAGAAGCACCUCGGCGGAUACGAGAUGUCAUCAAUGUUUUCCAUCACCUCAAGCAGAUUAGAAUGAAAAAGACUCCAAGUUCAUUGAUUCUUGAUCAGAACUACAUAAACACCAAAAAUCAAGUCAUCAAAGCUGAACGUCGGAUUCUCAAAGAACUAGGCUUCUGUGUACAUGUCAAGCAUCCACAUAAGAUCAUUUUCAUGUACUUGCAAGUCCUGGAGUGUGAAAAGAACCAAACGCUGGUCCAGACCGCCUGGGUAGUCCGUGCUGGUAAGUCACAUAAAGAACCUCUGAACUCUGCCUCCUCCAACCACAUGACCUCAGGAAGCUUCCCCCCUUUGGCUGGCUGCCCCUCUCCACACAGCCAGUCGCAAUGCUGAGACUCGUUGAAGGGGGUGCUGGGGCCUUUCCCAACAGCCUACAUCAUCUUAUAUUCUCUUGGCUCGCCACAAGGAUUUGUAUUUUUUUUAUGCCAAGGCUUUUAGAUCACACUAUUUUUUUUUUUUUUUUUUAGUUUAAGUAGGACCAGGUAAAAAGUUCAAAUUAUAGUGUGUCAUGUCCCGAACUGACGUGAUUUCCAGACAUGUCUGUUUUGCAGGCGGAUCCAGUUCUCAGGUUUUGCCUCCCAGGACCCGUCUUGCUCUGCAGCAGUCGCUAUUCAACAGAUUGGCAUGUUGUCUUGUAGGCAUAGUUUGUGAUGUUGAGCCACUAAAGUAUCUUGUGGCUCAUUAGAUGAUGGCAGGUUAGCCUGAUGAGUAACGACAUUGUUCUUUAAAUGAGUCAAAUGAAAGUUAUGUAUAUUGGAAACAUUUGCCAAAAUAUUAUCGCCUGGUUAAACAAGUAUCGAUAGGGGGUGGGUGAUACGUUGCAUUUACCAUCUUGCCCAGCGUUAGUCUACAUCCUCCUUUUUGUUUGAAUCCUUUUUGUCUGUUUCCCAAUUACAUUGAUAACCAUGUUCCUGCCCAUGGUACAUUCCAUUUUUGAACAUAUUGAGUUGAUCCCUGGGAAAAUCAAAUGUUGACUUUAGCACUGCAGUUUCACUCAACAGGCAGAAAUUCUUGGACGGUAGACUUAUCACUUCAGCACCUUUGCUACAUCACUAGUUGAGUGACAAAGUUUGGCCUGAAAAGCUUGUGCACAGCUGACAUAUCCAAAACUAGCUUUUGUGCAUGUUGGCCUUAAAAGCUUUUGCACCCUUGUCAGUUCAGAUCGAACAAUCUGAAAGUGGCAACUGUGGUGUAGAUACACAUUUUACAUUACAUGUGUGCAUGUUCCCAAGGCAUGUGUCAUAAUCAUCUUGUCUGCUCAUAAUAGGGUGUAGUGCAAUCCUGGCAGGGCUUAGAAAGGAGUUUUGUGACAAAUUCUAGUCUUGUGGAUACCCCAGAGAGAAAUGGACAAAGUUAAAUUUUACAGCACUACCACUUUCACUCAAACUGUCUAAUAAAGGUUGAUUAGCAGCAGCUUAACAUUAAAUUCAGCUACGGCAUGCUAUGGUACCUCAAAUUCCACUUGAUAAAUUGUAUUUUUUGAACAAUUCACACCACCAUUAAAUUAUGUAAAGUUACAGAAACAUCUUAAACGUUGAAUGUUAUUGGCAAGUCUUAUUUUGGGGAAAAAAAACACCUAAUGUUACUUACUCAUUGUUUAAUAAUAGACAUUUUUGUCCUCCAAAGUUGAACAAUUACACACUUGGACUCCGUUAGGGUGCCAGGUAAAUUUUGGUUUAGCCCCGAGCAGCUAAAGAAUUUUGAUUUUUACUGAGUGGUUAAAUGCCAAACUGGCAUUAAGCCUGUCAACAUUUUUUUAGGGUGACAGAAAACUAUUGUGAUAAAUGAUAGCAUCUUGACCCCCAACUAACACAAACACAUCCACAAGCAUAAUAAAACAUCACAGCAAUACCUGAAGAUUAUCUAAAUAGAGUUGAGAGAUUUAAUAAGACUAUAUGACUGUAUUAGCAAUACUGGUUAUGUAGGCAAUUCGACCAUUUGGCCAGAUUGAUGUCAAAGUACUUAGUAUCAUACGCCAGUAUUCUCCACACAGUCUUCGAAGACUAUUAUUUUUAAAAAUGGCUUGGCGUUGUAUUGUUGUGUAAACAUAUAAUCUCUGAACGGUGACACAAUUGUCCCAAUUUGAUGACACGCUCGCCCCAUUUUUUUUAAAUUCCAUUUUUAAUGAAACUCCAUUUGAAAAUGGCAAAUGACUUUGUCGCGUUUGUGCCACAUAGCUCCAUAUUUUGCUCUUUUGCCACUAUCAGUAAAAAGAAGAGAUGAGUUAACAUUAUAGGGAGUAAGUAAGUUUUUUUCCAUGCUCUCUUAUGAUUUUGUGUUAAUGUGUUCUAGCGCCACCUCAGGUUUGGCAUGUACAUUACAGUGUUUAGGGAUCUUUAGUCUUGUAAACAGUGUUUAUUAGAAAUCUUUAAGCACUAAUUAUUUACCAUUGUCAAAUUGAACCUUACACUGCAAAUUUGAUUGCGCCCUGGUAAAGUACAUCUUAAUUGAGUCCUAUUCUUCAGACAAGGAUGUGUUAUUUGCUGAUAUUACAAAUUUUGCCAAUAUUGCAAAGUCUAUCAUGUGGUUGAAUGUUAAAUUUUACUGAAAGCAAAAAAAAGAAGCAAUUUCGAUGCUUUUAACAAAUUUUAGCUGAAGCAUUCCUGACAUUUGAAUGAACAUCUUAACAAAUCUAAAAGAUGAAAAUAUUGAUCAUAUUUGUAAUUAUUUCGAGUCGAUUGUGCGUUAGCAUUUGACAAAUCGGUUGAUAUCAAUGCAUCGUAACACCCACGAAGAGUUAAUGUGGAAGUUACUCCCCUUCAUUAAUACACUAAUAUGCACAAUUCCAUUUAGAUAUUUAUUUAGCACUACACACCUUACGAAUCAAUGUUCUUUUUAAUUCAGCGAUACUGCUUGUGUCCAACUUUCAAUGGCGACAUGGUAAAGACAAACAUUAGUUGUAAUAAGAGUCCACUUCUUAGUAAGUGGAGGCCUCACAGGAAGCAAAAAUUUUUUAUCCUUUUUAAUGCUAACAUGAUAGUCAUACUUUAGUGUUAUAAGGAGUUUGCCACUUUUUUACUCGCGACUACCUCUGGCCUAAAGCGUAACUGCAGCUACGUUAACCUAGUACAUCGUUCACAUGCUUGUCGCUCAUCAAAUCAGCACCAGAAAUGUUAAAAAUACAAAAGUGUUUUUACUGUUAGUAGCAAGUGGGUUACAAAAGUGUUUUUGCCAAGCGGCGAUUAAGCGGUGGCUCGGGGAAAUGGCGCUGCCGCUGUGGGGACUUGCUUGGAUGUGCAUAGGUCUGUUUUCGCCCAGUGUGUUUGAGCCGAAGUCUAUUGAAGGGAAGAAAAGGGGCUUUUAGGGGCAGUCAGUUAAAAUUUCAGGGCUCUGUGCACUCAUCAGGAGACUGGUGGAGGAUGCAUGGCGUAGAAAACAUUAAAGUAUCACUAAAAAUUCCAUACAGUUCAAUUUAAUUAUUCAAAACGUAAUUCCUUUUCAGUGGUGGCUUUUUGAAGUACCAAAGUGAUGUGCAAGUCGCUGGUUUUAAUGUUGAGCUGUCGUCUUUUCAAAUAUGAAUAACAUUGGCUUUGUGUAGAGA
Corythoichthys intestinalis (scribbled pipefish) is the source of this 4024-nucleotide messenger RNA. It is a transcript of the gene ccnl1a, whose product is annotated as cyclin L1a. Lineage: Eukaryota; Metazoa; Chordata; Actinopteri; Syngnathiformes; Syngnathidae. The record is from RefSeq and is a predicted model, not a curated record. The transcript is spliced from 6 exons. Bases 82 to 816 code for a protein of 244 amino acids. Gene Ontology annotation, cellular component: nucleus. Gene Ontology annotation, molecular function: cyclin-dependent protein serine/threonine kinase regulator activity. Gene Ontology annotation, biological process: regulation of transcription by RNA polymerase II.